Messenger RNA from Gadus chalcogrammus (walleye pollock), 4156 nucleotides. Its product is annotated as acid phosphatase type 7-like. The transcript has 14 exons. Gene Ontology annotation, molecular function: acid phosphatase activity; metal ion binding. Lineage: Eukaryota; Metazoa; Chordata; Actinopteri; Gadiformes; Gadidae. Bases 519 to 1844 code for a protein of 441 amino acids. The record is from RefSeq and is a predicted model, not a curated record.
UGACAACAACAUUUAAGAACAUUAAUAUCAUUAAAAAUCAAUCUAGCGAGGCUUUGAAACAAUCUCGUGUUCGUCCUCCUCAUUUUCAACAGUAGCGGUGCUCAGACAAUACGUACUUCAGCACUCACUAAAAGGACGCUUUACAACCCUGCUCAAGCUUAGCUUACCUUCCUACCCAGUUGUGGCCAAAGACAAUCGGACACUAAGAAGGUCGCCUUUCUCCUCUGUUCUUGGUAAUCUGGGAUGAACGCUGGGAGUUAAACAAAUCAUUUCCAAUGAUCUCGCCCAGAUGAUCCAACUCCCAGUGUGCACAGACUGGGUUAAGUGCUCCCCCUAGUGUCUUUUAUUGCUUUGGCUGGUGGGGAUGAUUUCAAAUCCAAACACAUCCUUAAGCGAUGACCGAGACAAACGCUCUAGUGUCCAGGCAGCGACCUUUAACUGUGAGCCGUUGUAUAUGUCUGCUGAUAUCAGCUGCUGCAUGGGUUUUGGAGCCAGUUGCUCAGUCUAUUUGAUGCUCCAUGGUCAAGAUGGUGACUGUAUAUGCUGCCUGUGCCCUGCUGUGCUUUGCGCCACUAUUGGUGGUCAGUGAUCCUCCUGUUUUGACCCAGCCGGAGCAGGUGCACCUCUCCUAUCCAGGGGUCCCUGGAUCCAUGGUGGUCACGUGGACAACCUUCAACCGUACCGACAGCCUGGUGGAGUACAGCCCCUGGGGGGACAUUCUCUUUCACAAGAGCGCCAACGGAAGCGUGACGCCGUUUGUGGACUCAGGAAACGAGAAGAGGAAGAUGUUCAUCCACAGAGUCACGCUCAGCGACCUCAAGCCAGGUUCCCAUUAUGUGUACCACUGUGGCAGCGACAUGGGCUGGAGCGACAUGUUCUGGUUCAGACCAAUCGACGAAACCAUCAUCCAGCCCGCCUUCGCCCUGUAUGGAGACCUGGGCAACGAGAACCCCCAGUCCCUGGCCCGGCUGCAGAAGGAGACCCAGCUAGGAAUCCUUGACGCCAUCUUGCACAUAGGGGACUUUGCCUAUGAUAUGCAUGAUGACAAUGCGAGGGUCGGCGAUGAGUUCAUGAGACAGAUCCAGUCCAUCGCCGCCUACGUUCCCUACAUGACCUGUCCUGGCAACCACGAAUCUGCCUAUAACUUCUCAAACUACAGGAACCGCUUCAGCAUGCCAGGCCGGACGGAAAGCCUGUGGUACAGCUGGAACGUAGGGCCCGUCCACAUCAUCUCCCUGUCCACCGAGGUCUACUUUUACCUCGAGUUUGGCCAGGAGCUUCUCUUCAGGCAGUACGACUGGCUGAAACAGGACCUGGAGGAGGCCAACAGGCCAGAGAACCGGGCAGCCCGUCCCUGGAUCAUCACCAUGGGACACCGGCCCAUGUACUGCUCCGACGACGACCAGGACGACUGCACCACGUUUGACUCCUUCGUAAGACGAGGACGCAGCGACACUACCCCAGCAGCACCGGGCUUGGAGGAUCUAUUCUACCUCCACGGUGUGGACGUGGAGCUGUGGGCGCAUGAGCACACCUACGAGAGACUCUGGCCGGUCUACGGGGACAAGGUGUUCAACGGUAGCGUCGCAGAGCCCUACACCAACCCCAAGGCCCCCGUGCACAUCAUCACCGGCUCUGCUGGCUGCAAAGAGAAGACGGAUAGAUUCAACCCCAACCCCAAAGACUGGAGCGCCUUCCGCAGCACGGACUACGGGUACACCCACAUGCAAGUGGUCAACCACACCCACCUCUACCUCGGCCAGGUGUCCGACGAUCAGGCCGGCAAGACGAUUGACAGCAUAUGGAUUAUAAAGGACAAGCAUGGCUAUGAUGCCUGGUUUUGAGUCCUGCUCGGUGACGGACCGUCCUCUCAGGUACCGAGGGGCUGAAGCACUCUCUCUGCACUCUGUGGACCAAUCUAUAAUGCUGUUUUCAGGCGGUGAGGUUCUAGAGGAACCUCGAAUGAUCUCAGAACCCGUCUAUGCACUACUGUCACUUUGUAUGUUUGAACUGUCAGAUUCUACUUCUCUGGAUUUUUCUGUGGCUUUUUUAUUGAAAUCGACUAACUAACUAACUAACUUUUAAAUAUUUCAGCCAAACCAAACAAUUGUAUUAAUUUUUAGUAACUCAUAUAUGUAUGUGAUGAUGUAUGUUAUGUUUAAGUGAAAUGUGUUCCCCUAAAAUAAUAAUAAGGAAAUAUAUGAUUUCAAAUUAAUAUUUUGGGACUUUGUCAUGCAUCCUACUUUUUCAGAGUCUUUAGAAAGACCCUAAUGCACCAACCAAAUACACAGAAAAGACAGACCGAACGGUCUCCUUCACAUCCACGUCGACAGACGACAGGUAGGCACUAGGGAAAACCAGACCAUACGGCUGAGAUCGCAGGCCAGCUGCAGUGAACUGUUGUGUAACCUUAGCGAUACUGGCCUGGCAUGGGCAUAUCCAGACGAGUAGAAGGCACAGUUCCCAGAAAGUUUUGCAAAUCUCAUGACGCACACUACUAUGGUAGUGUGUAUUCCUUAACGUCAGAGUGCUGUUUCAGAUGGAUCUUGGCUUGUUCGCCAAGAUCCAUACGCAUAUUUGUGUGCGUGUGCGUAUGUGUGUGUGUGCGUGCGCUUGUGUCAUUCAUUAAGUAUCGGCUCCAAUUUGUUUCGAAGAAGGCUCCUCGUCUAAUUUGUUACUGUAGCAUUUUGGCCAAAAGUUAUACACCUAGCUCAUUAAAUCGAGUAAACACAGCAACUAUAGGACCAUUAUUAACAAUUAAAAGUGUAAAGUGUUUAUUUAAUAGACCGUAGCAGUCUCACCGUUCCUAAAACAGUUAUGACUGCACCACAGGUAGAAUUAUAUACAUCAUUUUUUUGGCCUUAGUUUCUACAUCCGUCCAUCCCCGUGGCGAACGGUCCGGGGCCCGGUACUAGUUCGCAUCCCGGUGGUUUAGAACCACCGCUUCAGAAGGAUGGAUCACUUGCCAAGCAACAGCAAGAUGUACAUCAUUUAAAGGAGCAACAAGGUACACUUUCUGACCCUGCUGUUUAGUGUCAGAUAAAACACCGCUCAGCAAGCGGAACUACACCUCAUAAUGCUCUGGUCACCUUGUACUUCUUUAUGAUAGUGCUGUUGAAAUGGAGGAGUCAUAUGGACAUUUUCCAAGGUUCGAACCGUAGAGACUAGUUAGAAGUUCUGGAAAGAACGAUCCAGGAUGUAAUAAAACAUUUCUUUAUGAAAAAUAAAGAAUCUAUCCUUUAAGGGAUUGACAUUACAACGUUAACCAUAUUUACGAUUCAAUAAAUCGUUUUAUGAACCUAUGUAUGGAUAAAGCAUGGUUCUGAUGGUGGUCAGCAAUGGUUUCCACAGAGGAUAAAAAGGUUCUUAUCUAUGGAACAAGCGUAUCAAAGGUAAUAGCCUUGAGUCGACAUGUUUUUGUCAUCUACAAUUACUCCUCCAAGCAAGAAGAGGAAAAAGAUUCAUGGUGAUCCAGGAAAAAGGAAAGCAGAAAGGAAAAGUAAGCACGUGUCUCUUCAGAUCCAAGGGCUGAUGCCGAAGUAUGGAGUUUGUUUUACUGACGCGGUGGAGGCAGAGCGGAACUGCGGCGUCGCGCUGAGGGUCCUUCUCGACAGAAAUAGUUUCAUGUUGUUAGACUCACGGUUAAUCCGUGCUCCCCCUUCAAACCAACGCCCUGUACAAAUCCUCUGGGCCCCUUAUGUGGACACCACCUCUGGUCGCUUUAAGUGGACCAACCUCUGGCCCCCUUAUGCGGACUAAUCUAAUGGCCCCAUUAUGUUGACCAAUCCUCUGCCACCCUUAAGUGGACCCAUCCCCUGGCCCGCUUAUGCAGACUAAUCUGCUGGCUCCCUUAAGUCUCCUGCUAAUUAGGGGAAGCCAAGGAUUUCUUCACACAGUGAUGCACAAAUGUGCUGAUGAAAACCAACUCAGGUCUGUUUGUCCAGGAAGGAUGACAGUGGGAGGAAGGGGGCCGUGUGGCGCGACGUUGCCUCAGCACUUAUUCCCAGUUGUGUUAUAGGCAGAGUGUUGGGCUCGAGUCCCCACCUCCCUCUGUUUGAUCUGUCUGAGGUCAGAGCUCUGACACUGCCCCAUUCCCAGCAGUGCGAUUCCUUCCAUAUCUAUGUCCAAAUGUUGCCUCUUCCCAUCCGUAAAGACA